AUGUAUGAAGAGAAUUUACAGUUUUUAAAAAGCGAAAAGGAAACUCCUAGCGAUUCAUUGCGAUUAAAUUCCUCUAAGGAUCAAAUUCGUACCAUAAGUGUACUUCCUGCUGAUGAAUCAAAACGCUCAUUAUAUACGCUUCAUGAAGCAUUAAAAAGCUGCUCAAGCUUUAUUGAAGCAAAAAUUGUAGAAUAUCAGAAGUAUGUGGCAGAAACUUCAUCAAUAAUUUUCGUAACAAAUAUUUUACAAACUCAAAUCGCUUCCUGGGAAUUUUCAACUGAAUUAACUAAACUUUAUGGAAAAUUGGGUGUUCGUCGAACUGAAGAUUUUGAAGAAAAAAUUCGUGAAAUACGCGAAUCAGAAAAUGCGCGACAAGAGACAAAAGAGCUAAUCAAGAAGAUUGAAGAAGCAUUCGAACAGUGGGAUUUUUUUCUUAAAACUCUUGAUAUGGAACUUGAUAAUACGUUUGGCAUCGAAGUGGAGCCGAGAACAAAUUUCAAAAAACACCAUUCAAUACAAUCAUUCAUUAAAAAUAGCAAAUUUGCGAUGACACUUGUUAGCGUUGUCGCAUCAUUUUCAUCACAUUCAUCCGCUGAACGCAUAAUGCAGAUUUAUCAGAAUUUAGCUGAAUUUAAUAAAUAUGAUUGCGAUGUGUUAUUUCUAGCAAAGGAAAAUCUUGGAAGUGGAGGUGGCUUUCUGAAGAUAGUUGGUGUUCCCUUUCAACUCUUAAUGUCGGCACAAGAAUCUCCGCAGAACUUUCACCAUCUGCCAGCUAUUGAAAUUGCUGGUUCAAAAUCAAUACAUAUGUUCACUGAAUUGAUAUGUUCGGAUGAUACAGUUUCUAUAUCAGAUGGGCCAGAAGCAUUGGAAAAUGCAGCCGAUGCACUUCUUUCCUCUGUUGAUGGCAUUAUAUUGCUGGAUAAAGAAGGUGACAUAUUGUACGCAUAUACGGAUUCAGAAAGUGAUGUUUGGUCAGGUGUUGAAGCCAUAUUAGAAAUAGUAAGUUAA
This is a messenger RNA of Dracunculus medinensis (Guinea worm), 1008 nucleotides long. The record is from the annotation of a GenBank genome assembly. NCBI's taxonomy places the organism in Eukaryota, Metazoa, Nematoda, Chromadorea, Rhabditida, Dracunculidae.